This is a messenger RNA of Raphanus sativus (radish), 981 nucleotides long. RefSeq lists its product as uncharacterized. The record is from RefSeq and is a predicted model, not a curated record. Lineage: Eukaryota; Viridiplantae; Streptophyta; Magnoliopsida; Brassicales; Brassicaceae. The coding region runs from base 66 to 749 and encodes 227 amino acids. The transcript is spliced from 4 exons.
UGCGAGCAAAAUUGAGAUAAAGCAAAAUUCGAUCUAGGGUUUACUUUUACUUACAAAAUCGGAACAUGAAUCCCGGCGGUGCAAGCAUGAUUGACACGGUCGAUUGCGAGCCCGAGGUGACGCAACACGUGGAGGCUUCCAUGUCGGAUUGCAUUAAGCUUCCGACCAAACGCAAGGCCGAGACGUCGUCUCCGGUUGAGGAUCCUGUCGAAGGCGAAGGAAGCCCUGAUGAAGAGGAGGAAAAAGACAGCGGAGAAAGCGACCAGGUUUGGGGUGUCGACAGUUUCGAUUCAGAUUACGUGUCGCCAGAGGAGUCGCCUUCGGACUCGGACGAAUUUGAGCUGCGUCGUUAUUUGCGCCAUCUCUACCAGAGCAACGGUUUCUUGUUGGAUAAAGAGAUGAUGCCCAAGAAUCUGUUUCAAGGGUAUCGCCGUUUGAAUCUGGAUGCCAUAUUCAAAGAUCCCAAUAUCACGGCGCGUGAGUACAUGGAGACUAUGGCUCAAGUUGCUAUUGACAAAUACAACCAAACUGAGAAUAAGACUGUGACGCUUGACCAUAUCGUGAGGGUGGUGAUAAUGAUGAUCGCUGGAGUUAGAGCAUUUAUUACUUUCAUGGCUAGGGAGUCUCCUGAUGGAAAGCUUGUCGAGUAUCAAGCUAAGGCUGAGAUUAAGGCGUGGCAGACUAAGAUUCAUCCCAUCCUUUGCAGACCUUCCUCCUCCUCUUCCUCCUCCUCCUCUUCCUCCUCCUAAAGACUGUUGGUGUUUUCUUGAGCUUUGCUUCCCUCUCGAGGAAAGUAAUAGAAGCUAGUUAGUAUGUUGGAACCUUCUUGAGCUUUGCUUCCCUCUCGAGGAAAGUAACAGAAGCUAGUUAUUAUCUUGGAACCUUUAUAUUAAGUAACUGAGUUUUUGUAAUGGAGUUAAUCUAUAUAUUUAAAAGCUGUAAGACCUUAAUUAUGCUAAGUUAUUAUACUCUGGUUUUAAA